AUGGCAGCUGCAACACAAACCCACCCCGAUCCGCCUCCGGGCGCCUCGCCAGCCUUCAUCCCCCUCGAAGCCAACCCAGAACUCAUGACGAGCCUCCUGCACCGCCUCGGCCUGAGCAGCGCGCUGCAGGUCCACGACGUCUACUCCAUCUCGGAGCCCGAGCUGCUGGCCUUUAUCCCCCGCCCGGCCUUGGCCCUCCUGCUCGUCUUUCCCGUCUCGGCCGUCUACGAGUCACAGCGCAUGGCCGAGGACGCCCCCUUGCCCGCCUACGCGGGUAAGGGCCCCGGCGAGCCCGUCGUCUGGUUCCGCCAGACAAUUCGCAAUGCCUGCGGUCUCAUGGGCCUGCUCCACGCCGUCAGCAAUGGCCCGGCUCGAGAGUACAUUGAGUCCGGCUCCGAUCUCGAUAAAUUAAUCAAGGAAGCCGUGCCUCUAGCACCGGCAGAACGCUCCAAGCUACUAGAACAAACAUCAUCCCUCGCCAGUGCCCACCACGAGGCCGCCAGCCAGGGCGACACGGCGGCCCCCGACGCCCAGGACGACAUCGACCUACACUAUGUAUGCUUUGUCAAGACAGGCGACGGCACGCUUUGGGAACUCGACGGCCGCCGCAAGGGACCUCUAGCCCGUGGCAAGCUCGACGAGAAUGAGGACGUCCUUUCGGAAAAGGCUCUGCUCUGGGGUCCUCUCAAAUUCCUCGAGCGCGAAGGCGGCGAUAUGCGCUUUAGCUGCGUUGCAUUGGCAGGCUCUUUGGAUUGA
Molecule: messenger RNA, 756 nt
Organism: Pestalotiopsis fici W106-1
Lineage: Eukaryota; Fungi; Ascomycota; Sordariomycetes; Amphisphaeriales; Sporocadaceae
Exons: 2
Coding region: 1-756 (251 amino acids)
Biological process (GO): ubiquitin-dependent protein catabolic process; protein deubiquitination
Cellular component (GO): cytoplasm
Molecular function (GO): cysteine-type deubiquitinase activity
Source: RefSeq, a predicted model, not a curated record